Molecule: messenger RNA, 996 nt
Organism: Heterobilharzia americana
Lineage: Eukaryota; Metazoa; Platyhelminthes; Trematoda; Strigeidida; Schistosomatidae
Source: the annotation of a GenBank genome assembly
AUGAUUGGGAGCCGUAGGAAAUACAUAUAUCUUUCAAAUGCAUACACCAAUAAUCCCCUAUCAAUGUGUAUGCAUAAGCUGAACAAAUUUUGUUCAGCGAUUCCAGCUGCAAUCGUUUUUCUAAUUAUCAUAUGGUCAUAUUAUGUGAUCAUGUUUGUGAUAUUUCAAGAUUUAUUGGUUGGUGCUUACCUGAAGAUUCUAUUCAUUCCAUAUCACGCUAUAUUAAUCUUAUUUCUUUUGUCUUUCUGGAAAUCAACUCACGCUGAAGUAACUACAAUACCAAAAAAAUUCUGUCUUACAGCUAAUGAAACAAAAUAUUUUAUAGAAUUAGAAAAUGAAAAUGAUCGUUCAGCAUAUUUAAAUCAUUUAAUUAAUAUAAAACAAUUACCUGUAAUUACUGUUGGCAAGACGUACAAUCCACAGUUUUGUGAUAUAUGCUUUCUAUUGAAACCAGAUCGUACACAUCAUUGUUCAAGUUGUAUGAGAUGUGUUCCGAAAAUGGAUCAUCAUUGUCCUUGGAUAAAUAAUUGUGUUGGUUACCAUAAUUACAAAUAUUUCAGUUUAUUUGUCUUCUACGGUUUCAUAUAUUGUAUACUAUGUCUCUCAACUGCCUUGCCUUAUUUCCUAAAGUAUGUAAAGGUUCAUCAUGCCAAUGAUAGUGAUAAACACACUUGGAGUUUAUUCAGUGCAUUUAUGGUGUCACUUUUAUCAGCUGUAUUUGCGCUGGCUUUGUCAAUUCUUCUACUUUUUCAUAUGUAUCUGCUUUUCAAAAACAAGUCUACGUUAGAACACUUUCGCCGACCAAAUUUUCGUGAUAAACAUAGUUAUACGCGUGGUUUUGAUCUUGGAUGGAAGGAGAAUUUCCUUGAAGUUUUUGGUGAUAAAAUUAUGCGUUGGCCAUUUCCUGUAUUUUCAAGUAAAGGAGAUGGAGUGUCUUUCAGAAUCGAACAAAGUUCAACUCAUCAACGCUAUUCACCAAUACUUUCAGAAGUCUAG